This is a messenger RNA of Thunnus maccoyii (southern bluefin tuna), 2895 nucleotides long. It is a transcript of the gene nelfa, whose product is annotated as negative elongation factor complex member A. Gene Ontology annotation, cellular component: NELF complex. The coding region runs from base 1162 to 2805 and encodes 547 amino acids. Lineage: Eukaryota; Metazoa; Chordata; Actinopteri; Scombriformes; Scombridae. Gene Ontology annotation, biological process: negative regulation of transcription elongation by RNA polymerase II. The record is from RefSeq and is a predicted model, not a curated record. The transcript is spliced from 16 exons.
GAAAUCUGCCCCUCUAUUCUCUCAUUGUUAUGUGGUUUAAGGGUGCACGGCCUUCCCCCCUUUGAGAGGGGAGCGUGAGACUGGUAUGUAUAAAUUCUAGAGGGUACUCUGCGCUUUUGGAGUAGGGGUGUUCAAAGUAGGUAUGUAGGUAAAACAAAUACCAAUAAAGCUGUUUUGUAGUGUUCUACAAAUUCCUUUGUGCACUGUUGUAGCCAUUGUGCAGGGUGCAGCAGCAUACCAGCACUGCACCUUUGCACAAUAGUCAGCUGAAACAUUUUCAUUUUUGUUUAUUUCAGCUGUGAAAAUGGUCUGGCAACAUAUGAGGGAUAGAAUAAUUAUUACGCCAUGCGAGCCAUCCUCUACUUCACUAAAAUUGAAUUAGAAUUGCAAAUGCAGGAAAGGAACUGAUUGACCUCCUCUAUAUUUCUUGAGCGUUAAUAUCAUUUUGAAGAGGCGAACGAGGUUAUGAGUGUGUUCGUGAGUGAUGCCUUCGCUUUAAUGACCUGUUCCAUUAUCAGGAGCCGAGGCCUGACGGUCCCCCGGAAGACUCCAGUUGUCAGGGGUAACAGCAUGAGCUUCCCCUAGCUACCAUGGCGACCAUGAGAUGUGGCAGGCACCGUACACACACCGGGUACAGAGGCAUGCCACACUUGCAUUGCUUUUGCAUUCUACAGUUGGUUGGCUGGCAGGCGAGAUGUCAUCCAGGCAGUGCUGCAGUUGCUUUUCAAGAGACUUGAAGGCUCUUUCGUUUCCUGGGAGGAAACAUCACUUCCUCUGUGCCAAGAUGAUGGAUAACCCAGUUGGCCGCUGCACAGCCUCCCCUGCACCUUCAGCGUAGAUGAGGAAAAGAGGAGGAGGAGGAGGAGCGAUACAGCUGAGGAGACCCCCCGAGCCCCCUCAAAAGGUCCCACCAUGCCGCUGCUGGCUCUCCUGCCUCUGCUCCUGCCAUGACCUCUGACUCCUUUCAGUGAGUUGGCAGCCCGACAGGAGUCUGCUCAGAAGUUUAAAGCCUCGGCGUGUUCCCACAGCGUGCAGAGGGUACACCAGACCCCUCCAAAGUGACCUGAAUCAGCAGCUCCAAAAGAACAAAGAGGUCUGCCUGCAGUAAAAUCAAAAAGUCUUGACUGAGAACAUACAGUAUACCAGAACCCAAGACCUGAGAUGGCGUCGAUGAAGGACAGCGACACCGGCCUGUGGCUUCACAACAAACUAGGAUCCACGGACGAGCUGUGGACGCCUCCGAGCAUCGCCUCUCUCCUCACCGUGUCCGUAAUAGACAACAUACGGCUGUGCUUUUCGAGCUUAUCGCCGCCGGUGAAGCUGAAACUGCUGCUCGGGAUGCUGCAUCUUCCCCGGCGGACCGUUGACGAGAUGAAGGAGGCCUUGUCGGAGAUAAUCCAGCUGGCCACGGUGGAUUCAGAGCCCUGGGUGCUGAUGGUUGCAGACAUCCUUAAGUCCUUCCCGGAGACCGGCUCUCUCAAUCUGGACUUAGAGGAGCAGAAUCCAAAUGUUCAGGACAUCCUCGGAGAGCUCAGGGAGAAAGUGGGCGAGUGCGAGGCGUCUGCCAUGCUUCCUCUGGAGUGCCAGUACCUGAACAAGAGUGCGUUGACCACUCUGGUGGGACCCCUCACACCCCCCGUUAAACAUUUCCAGCUGAAGAGAAAGCCCAAGAGUGCAACCCUCAGAGCAGAGCUGCUACAGAAAUCCACAGAGACGGCCCAGCAGCUGAAAAAGACAGCCGGAGUGCCUUUUCAUGCCAAAGGGAGAGGCUUGGUCAAAAAGAUUGACACUACUACACCUCUCAAGGGGAUUCCCAAGGCCCCGUUUCGCAGCCCCACUGCCCCCAGUAUGUUCAGCCCCCCCAGUAACCGCACACCUAUUGCCCCUGCACGGACGCCCCUGCGCAAGGAGAGAGGGGUCAAGCUGUUAGACAUUUCAGAGCUGGACAUGGUCGGAGCUGGAAGAGAAGCUAAGAGGAGAAGAAAGACUUUGGAAACGGAAGCCGGAGAGAAAGCAGCCAAAGAAGAAGCAGUGGUGGAAAACACCACACCCGACUACGCUGCUGGCCUCGUCUCUGCACAGAAACUUGGGGCGUUAAACGAGAACCCUCUGCCGUCCACCAGCUACCUACCGGCCACACCCAGCAUGGUUCCUUCCUCCUCCUACAUUCCCAGCUCAGAGGCACAGCCAGCAAACGCAGGCGGUUCGGGACGGGACACGCUGCAGUCGGCUCGCCAACCGGAGGAGUCAGCGACAGCGGGCGCCGGCGCCACCGCCACCUUACCAGGCCAGUACAAACAGAGGACGCCGAUGUACAACGCGAGCACCACGGCAAACCCCGCAACCCCCACAUCCCCCAGCACGCCAGCCUCCACCCCCGCCAGCAACGGGCCCCCAGCAGCUGCGACUGCCAGCCAACCCGAGACCCCCACCCAGCCUCCCAGCACACCUCAGACUCCUACACCGACACCAACCCCCACGCCACCACAGCCCCAGCCCAAAAAGAAUCUCUCACUCACGAGAGACCAGAUGUACGCUGCCCAGGAGAUGUUCAAGACGGCCAACAAGGUCACCAGACCAGAGAAGGCCCUCAUUCUGGGCUUCAUGGCUGGAUCCAGAGAGAACCCGUGCCCGGAGCAGGGGGACAUCAUCCAGAUCAAACUGAGCGAACACACGGAGGUUCUGCCCAAAGCCGACGGCACCGGCAGCACCACCAUGCUGGUGGACACAGUCUUCGAAAUGAACUACUCCACAGGACAGUGGACCCGCCUCAAGAAAUACAAACCCAUCACCAACACCUCCUGAGGCGCAACAGGAGGAGGAGGAGUCACUCGCUCAGCACAUUCGACAUUUCUUCACUUCAGAAACAUGUUUACACACAUACAAGUAUUUGCA